This is a messenger RNA of Candidozyma duobushaemuli, 1662 nucleotides long. Its product is annotated as sugar porter family MFS transporter. NCBI's taxonomy places the organism in Eukaryota, Fungi, Ascomycota, Pichiomycetes, Serinales, Metschnikowiaceae. Gene Ontology annotation, molecular function: carbohydrate:proton symporter activity. The coding region runs from base 1 to 1662 and encodes 553 amino acids. The transcript has a single exon. The record is from RefSeq and is a predicted model, not a curated record. Gene Ontology annotation, cellular component: plasma membrane. Gene Ontology annotation, biological process: carbohydrate transport; transmembrane transport.
AUGUCUCGUGAAGAAACAACUUCCUCGGGUGUGCAAACACCCACCAACGAUUCGCUUUUGGACAAGUCCAUCCAGGAGCAGAAGAAGGACUCCACUGAGGAGGACCUUCCUGAAUUGCCCAAGAAAUCUACAAAAGAGUAUCUUGUGGUGGCCACCUUGUGUCUUUUGGUUGCAUUCGGUGGUUUUGUCUUUGGUUUCGAUACCGGUACUAUUUCCGGUUUCGUGAACAUGCCUGACUUCAAGGAGAGAUUCGGUCAGCUCAAUGGUUCUGGUGAGUACUACCUCAGUGACGUCAGAACCGGUUUGAUGGUUUCCAUUUUCAAUGUGGGUUGCGCCAUCGGUGGUAUUUUCAUUUGCAAAGUCGGUGAUGUCUACGGUAGAAGAAUCGGUAUCAUGUUCGCCAUGGUCAUCUACAUCGUCGGUAUCGUUAUUCAGAUUGCUUCUCAGGAUGCCUGGUACCAAUACUUCAUUGGUCGUUUGAUCACUGGUCUCGCUGUCGGUACCGUUUCCGUCAUUUGUCCACUUUUCAUUUCCGAGGUUUCUCCAAAGCAAAUCAGAGGUACCUUGGUCUGCUGCUUCCAGUUGUGUAUCACCUUGGGUAUCUUCUUGGGUUACUGUACCACGUACGGUACCAAGACCUACUCCGACUCCAGACUGUGGAGAAUCCCAUUGGGUCUCUGUUUUGCAUGGGCUCUUAUGUUGUUGGGUGGUAUGGUUUCCAUGCCUGAGUCUCCAAGAUACUUGAUUGAGAAGAGCAGAAUUGAAGAUGCCAGAAACUCCAUCGCCAGAUCCAACAAGGUUUCCGUGGAGGACCCUGCCGUUUACACCGAAGUGCAGCUUAUUCAGGCUGGUAUCGAUCGUGAGAAGCUUGCUGGUAAUGCCUCCUGGAAGGAAUUGAUCACUGGUAAGCCAAAGAUUCUCAGAAGAGUCAUCAUGGGUAUUAUGCUUCAAUCCUUGCAGCAGUUGACCGGUGACAACUACUUCUUCUACUACGGUACCACCAUUUUCAAGGCCGUUGGUCUUAAGGACUCUUUCCAGACCUCCAUCAUCUUGGGUGUGGUCAACUUUGCAUCGACAUUCCUCAACAUCUACCUCAUUGAACGUUUGGGUAGAAGAGUCUGUCUCCUUGCCGGCUCCGUCAGCAUGUUUGUGUGUUUCCUCAUUUACUCCAUUCUCGGUUCCGUCAACUUGUACAUUGACGGUUUCGAAAACACCGAAGAAAACACCAGAAAGCCAACCGGUAACGCCAUGAUUUUCAUCACCUGCUUGUACAUUGCAUCUUUCGCUUCGACCUGGGCAGGUGGUUGUUACUGCAUCAUCUCUGAGACUUACCCAUUGAGAAUCAGAGCCAAGGCCAUGUCUGUGGCCACUGCCGCCAACUGGAUGUGGGGAUUUUUGAUUUCCUUCUUCACCCCCUUCAUCACUUCCGCCAUCCACUUCAACUUCGGUUUUGUUUUCACCGGCUGCUUGUUGUUCUCCAUCUUCUAUGUGUACUUCUUUGUCUACGAGACAAAGGGUCUUUCUUUGGAGGAGGUCGAUGAGAUGUACGCCUCUGGUGUUUCUGCCUGGAAGUCCGCCAACUGGGAGCCUCCUUCGGUAGCCCACAUGGCCCACUCCACUGGAUACGCUGCUGACGAAAAGCCUGGUGAUGAACAGGUUUAA